UCCCAGAACUGACUGUGUUUCAGUGGGAUUCAGUGAUUCCCUGACAGGAAAAGCAACUCUUUUCCCAUCUGGCAGUCAACUGCUCCUCGCAGAGCCUGUGCAGGUUUCUCUUUCAGUGAGCUAGCUGGCAGGUGAUGCAAGGCCCUUCUUUGAUACAGGAUGCACCAAAGAAAUAACUUUCAGGAGAAAAGCCUUGAGUGUUUUAUAAAGUGGUGCAGAGGCUGUGAUAUGCCCGUGGCUUUUUCAAAUGAGGCAUUUCCAGCUUUGCUCCUUUCGAGCAGUUUCUCUUAUUCAGCCAUGAACUCAAUAAUGCAGGAUGGUGACACCUUAAAAUAGAACAAUGUUAAUAUUUUACAGCAAGGCUCUUUCUUCUGGUUAUGCCUGGUUUCUAUCUUGGAGUGUUCAGAAUGAGCUUUGAGAGUUAUCUUCUCUUUCCUCUUCCCCAUCUGCUGCAAAUGUAAUUAAUUUUAGAACAGGCAGUUUUUUAUGCAUUUGGGGAAGCAAAGCUGUGUCCUCAUGUGUUAAACUCAGCUACAGAUGCUGGAUCCCACUAGUGAUAAAUAAUUGUUUGGGAUGCUAUUUUAGUCACCUGGGUCAAAAUGAAGCAUUCUAAGAUUAGUAGGUUUAUUGCGGUAAAGUGUGGUGUGUUCCCAUUUUUUAUAAAGACAAGCCUGGUGGUGGGAGGACUUCCCAGAAAUGCACUAGCUGCAGGACAGAGGUUUUAAAGUUCUGAACAGUGGUAAAAUUAUUGUUUCAUUUCUGCAUUUAUUUGAGUAAUUAACAGAGCUGUGUCACUCACGAGGUGCACAGCCCAGCUGUCCAGGCACUGCAGAGGCUACUUCAGCAACAUCUCACCUGUAAGGUCAGAUAAGGUAUCCUUAUCUGUCUGUAAGCAGACAGAGCUUAUUUUCAUCCCACCCUUGAAGAUGGUUUCUCACUUGGUACAUUGGCUAGAGCUGCUGCUGUGUGGCUGAUGCUGUCUCACCACUGCUGCUGAUUUAAUGCACAGCAAAUAAUAGAAUCUCCCAAGUUGGAAUCCAUUCACUUAAGUUGUUGUUGCCAUCAUUUAACUAUCUGUGUAUACCCUGAGAAAUGGAAAAGUUAGGGUGGAGGAGAGCAGAUGGUUGGGUGUGGGAGGAGCUGAAAGAAGCUUGAGUUUUCUUCUGAGCUGGGACAGUGCUGCCCUGUACUGUAACCUGCAGUUCUUUGGCUGGCCAUGAGAUCUGCACCCAGCAGCAAGGGGCUGGUGGUAAUUCAGCAGAGACUGUAUUUGUGUGCAGUGAAGUCUGGUUGCUCUGAUGGGCCAUGCUGUUGUGGGAAGAGCUUCACCUGGUUGUGUGUGGGGCUGCUGUGUCUGUGCUUCAGCGCCAAACCCCCAGGUUUUGAUGUUUUGCUGGGCAGUGGUUCAGAAUGUCUGCAUUCAGCACAUUAACAGACCUUUUUAAUUCUCUCCCAAGGGAAGGAAAGUGGUCAGAGACCAACAGGUGACUUGAAGCACAGUGACAUUAUUUUAACCAAAUAACAAGAAAAUCAGUUGCUGUUUCCCCCGUGUUUCCAUGGAUUCUGGGGUUUCUUGAACCAGAGACAGAUGUUUGCUGCUUUUUUGGAACUUCAUGGUUUCUGCUAGGACCACGGUGGUAAAUGACUGACACAGAGUGUGCUUGCAAGAUGACACCUUGCAAAAUUGCUUUCUGGACGUGCUUGGCAAGAUGGAGCCACCGACCUCCUCCAGGCUGAAUUCCCGAAAGAGAAGAAAAGAUGGAUCAGGCCCUAAUGGGGCAACAGAGCUGGAUGGAAUCCCUCCAAAAAUGUCCCGACGCUCACUUGGGCUGAGGGAGCCAGCUCCAUUCUCAGAUGAAGUGGAGAUCGACUACAGCAAGCCAUACAUCAGAGUAACGUAUGAAGAAGCCAUGAGAGGGACCCCUUUGGAUCGCCCUGUCAGAGUUUAUGCUGAUGGAAUAUUUGACUUGUUCCAUUCUGGACAUGCCCGGGCCUUGAUGCAAGCAAAGAACCUCUUCCCAAACACAUACCUCAUUGUUGGAGUCUGCAGUGACGAGCUGACCCACAACUUCAAGGGUUUCACGGUAAUGAACGAAAACGAGCGUUACGAUGCUGUGCAGCACUGUCGUUACGUGGAUGAGGUGGUGAGAAAUGCACCCUGGACCCUCACACCCGAGUUCCUGGCAGAGCACAGGAUCGACUUUGUUGCACAUGAUGACAUCCCCUACUCUUCUGCUGGCAGUGAUGAUGUCUAUAAGCAUAUAAAAGAAGCAGGCAUGUUUGCACCGACCCAGAGGACUGAGGGCAUCUCCACAUCCGACAUCAUCACGCGCAUCGUGCGGGACUACGACGUCUAUGCCAGGCGGAACCUGCAGCGGGGCUACACGGCCAAGGAGCUCAAUGUCAGCUUCAUAAACGAGAAAAAAUAUCACCUCCAGGAACGUGUGGACAAGGUGAAAAAGAGGGUGAAGGAUGUAGAGGAGAAGUCAAAGGAAUUUGUCCAGAAAGUGGAAGAGAAGAGUAUUGAUCUCAUUCAGAAGUGGGAAGAGAAGUCCCGGGAGUUCAUCGGCAAUUUCCUGGAGAUGUUUGGCCCAGAGGGCGCAUUGAAACACAUGCUGAAAGAGGGCAAGGGCCGGAUGCUGCAGGCCAUCAGCCCAAAGCAGAGUCCCAGCAGCAGCCCCACACACGACCGCUCGCCAUCUCCCUCCUUCCGCUGGCCCUUUUCCACCAAGACUCCUCCUUCCUCACCUGCCAACCGCUCCAGGAACAAGUCUGCAGUCACCUAUGACAUCAGUGAGGAUGAAGAGGAUUAACCUACCUGCCAGGAUUUGCUGCAGGCCGCUAAUCACUGAAUCCUAAGUCCAGACCCACUGGGGAACUCUAAAUGAGCAAGAGAGCCAUAGGAACAGGGCUGAUGGUGAGCACAGGGCCUUGGAGGCACCCGUUGCUCUUAGCAAGGGCUGCUGCCUGGAAGCACAUUCAAACCUCCUCUCCCUUCUUCUCCCUAAGUCCCCUUUUUAUUGUUUACGUUCUAGCGGUUUCCAGGGUGAAGAUGGUUUUUAUAUUUUAAGAAAAUAUUCGUUAAAAGGGCAAAGAAUAGCACUCAAGCGUGGCUUUUGUUUUGGUUUCUUUUCCCUUGUUAAGCCUCCAGGCAAGAGGGAGAGUGGGAAGACCCAUCUGUCUUCUUCUUUCCUUGAGCUCCUCUGUUUUAUCCCCCCUAUCCCCAGGCACUAUCUGUGCCAUUGCCAAACGAAAGACCCCUCAGUUCCUCAACCAGCAUGACCUCGAGAGCACACACAAAGCAGUGGUGUAAUGAGGCUUCUAGGAAAUAGAGACAUCCCUUCUGGGCUGGAGCCGAUAGGAAUCUAUCCAGCAGACCUGUAGUGCUCGCAUGGCUCUUAACUGAGCUUCCCAGUGUGUUGCAGUGAGGACGUGCUGGGCAGGGGGUACCAGCUUGGCACGCAGGAGUUACACCCGGGAAGGACUUGCAGCACUGUAGAGUGGCACACCCCAUAAAGUGCACAGCAUUCACGGCUCCAAACAGUGGAGGGGCUGCAGGGGAAAGGCCUUUCCAGCUAAUCUUAACAAGACUGCUAAAUCCUGAGGUAAAAUUGAGCCCUGAGUUGCUGUUGGAGAGAAGAGAAUGAAUCUUUGCUUCAGAGCACUUGCUGUCAUGCAUUUCCUUGAGUGUGUGAGAGGCCAGGUAGGAAAUGAAUGUGUGUAGUCUUUUGAGAAAUUCCUUGUUCCAGUCUGUGGUGUGUUACACGUUUUAGUGUCUGUCCAAAUGGUCCCUCAGCAUUGUGCUGUGUGUGUGUUUGUGUUUCAGUUGCUGUGCUCUAGGGGCUGGAGGAGUCCUUCACACUGGUGCCACGAAGUUGCUGCUCUAAGGGCAAAGCAGCCAGUUCGCUGCCCGUGUCAGUGUGUGCAGCUGGACAGAUGAAGGGCCCCAGUCCUGUGUGACAGUUACCUGGCUUGUGUAGUACAUGCACAAAUCCAUGCCUGCUCACUCUGCUCCAUGAGGCAGGGUGGAAGGAGCAUCAGAGAGUACUGCAGCUUUUUAAGGUUAUUUAAAUACACAGUGCUCGUUUGAGUCCAUGGUCCAAGUUGUGCCUGCUGUCAUGUCUGUGAUACACACUGAGCUUUGUGGCCUGUGGGUCCCCAAGGGGACUUGCACUCCCCAUGGCUGAGCAGAGCAGGUUGGUGCACCCUGUUCUGCAGCUAGCACUGGAGAAAUUUGCCUUGCUGUCUUGUAGCUGUGGAGCUUUUCUGCCAGGGUUUGGUUCUGUUACCCACUGUCUCUGGGUGGAGCUGCUGGGCUGAGUUGCCUGUAUCCUGUGGUGCUGGAAACAGAGGACAGCUCAGACCCCUGUCAGCAAUGCUGCAGGGAGGUCUCCAGAGCAGGAUGUGAGGCUUGGGGAGCAGCAGAUGCAAGGAGGAAACUCAUCAAGUGCUGCCACAAGCUCGGCACGUUGUGAUGCUUCCAGAGCACAUGGUGGCCCUGUGGUAGGAACAGGCUGCAGCUUCUUUCCAGCUUUUGUCUUAAUGGUCUUUUGUCAUGCUGCCCAAAGGGCUUGACAGAGGUUCUGUGCUUCUCUUGAGGCCAGAACCAGUAUGGGAAAGGGUGUUUUGGGGAUCCCUAAUCUGCCACUUGGACCUCUUUCAGCAGGGAUGUGCACAGCUGUGGGAGCAUGGCUGGCUGCUGUGGAUUUUAAACUGUAAGGAGCAAAUAACAGUCACAUGGUAGAAUCCAGUUAUUAAUCCUCUGGUUUAUGAGUGGUAGAACACUUACUUUGUAUCACCCACAUUGUCUCUUCCCUUAUCUUCCCUUCCUCACCCUUCCCUCAGUACGGAUGUUGCGGUUGCUUCCCUGAGCCAAUUCACAAAGGCCAGGCUGCUUUAGAGCCUUACUACUGUUUUAAACACAAGUUAUGCAACAGUGUUCUGUAAGUUUGGGUAACCAUGGUGUUUUGGAUGGUGGCUUGUUCUGCAGAGACCUUAACACACUUGGUCUCUCUGCAAAAUCUGGGGUGCUUGGUAAGAAGCCAGCUGUGGUUUUACAUGUAGCUUGGAAUAACAGAGCUGUUUCUUGUAACCAAUAAUCUCUGCUUCCUCCUUGCACUGAAAUUAAAUUGGACACUGAAAUCCCA
Parus major (Great Tit) is the source of this 5147-nucleotide messenger RNA. RefSeq names its product phosphate cytidylyltransferase 1, choline, alpha (gene PCYT1A). NCBI's taxonomy places the organism in Eukaryota, Metazoa, Chordata, Aves, Passeriformes, Paridae. Gene Ontology annotation, biological process: CDP-choline pathway. The transcript has 9 exons. Gene Ontology annotation, cellular component: endoplasmic reticulum. Gene Ontology annotation, molecular function: choline-phosphate cytidylyltransferase activity; phosphatidylcholine binding. The coding region runs from base 1710 to 2813 and encodes 367 amino acids. The record is from RefSeq and is a predicted model, not a curated record.